This is a messenger RNA of Actinia tenebrosa (Australian red waratah sea anemone), 8061 nucleotides long. RefSeq lists its product as uncharacterized. Lineage: Eukaryota; Metazoa; Cnidaria; Anthozoa; Actiniaria; Actiniidae. Gene Ontology annotation, cellular component: membrane; cytosol. Gene Ontology annotation, molecular function: SH3 domain binding; RNA binding. The record is from RefSeq and is a predicted model, not a curated record.
AAAACACUUCUAGUGUUUGCACAAGUCACGUUUGAGAUAUUUUACGGUUAGAAAAGGUCUUUUUGGCGCUUUAUUUGUAAUAACACCAAGACCGUGAGAAGUUUAGAAAGUACCGGCCAAAAAAAAAUCCAAAAUUUAAUUUUUAACGCUCAAGAAAUUUAGGGUUUUCCUCGUACCUCGCUUGGUGUUUGACGACCUUGAACACAAUAUCACUUACUUUCUUUUUGCUUCGCGUAACUUUACGACAAGCUAAAAGGCUUUUUCGGCCGUGAUAAUUGUGUUCAGAAGCUUAACGUCGCCGUGUUUCUCGAUGAUGUGGUGUUUACGUUGAAGUCUUGUGUAUCAACUAUUGAGAGAGGUUGGAUGUAAUCUUACUCCAGAUUUACACAUGGAUGAAGAGGAUAGAACAGCUAACGAUAUUACGGUUGCUAGCAUGGCUGGUGACUUCUUCUGUGAGCUCUGCAAGCUUGAGUUCUCUACGAAAGAGGAAUUACAGGAGCACACAUGGACAAUGCUACAUCAUGGAAAACUUAACAAAGCCAAGGGAAGGGAUUGUGUACACGAAUGCACUCUAUGCAAGGAAACUUUCGUGGAGCUUCUUUCAUUCACAAAGCACCUUCACGCUGACGCCCAUCAAGAACGCUAUCACACAUGGAAAAAACAACAACGGUCAAAAGACUGGGAAGCACUGAACCAAAUGCGAGUACCUUCUUCUGUUGAGGUCAGCGGCAAUACUUCAUACCGCAAUAGAACUCGACACAAGCGAAAGAAUUCGAACGGAAAGGACAUUUCCUUCCGGACACGUCACCAGUCUCAGAGAGAUGCUAGAGGAUGGCAACACCACAGGAAAGGUAAAGGAAACCGGAACCCACGUCACUUUCAAAAGCACGGGAAUUCAUUUCAGUUUCAGGCAUUUCCGGUUGGCGGUUCUGAAAUGGGACACAAGCGUGACUUUGGAAUAAUGAAUGAGAGCAUGGGAAGUGAAGACCGAUUCGGGAGAAGUAGUGGCUCCAUCAGAAGCGAAAGUCCGUUCUUGGGCCAAGAACAGUACUUCAAUUUUCAUCCUCAGUCACAAGAAUCAACUUUGUCUGAUAAUCCCACUAACCUACCUGGUCAGGCAAAUCAGUCGGAUUCUUCUUGGAGUAGCCGCUUACGACGAGCCAGAGAUCAAUUUUCACGGGAUGCUACAGAAAGAAAAUCUCUUGACGAAUCUUUUCCGAGAGAAUCUCGUGGCUUUUCUGGCUCUCCCGACAGUUCGAUAUUCUUUAGUCGCGUGGGCGAAAACGGGAACGGUUGCCCCAAGAGAGCCUCGCCCGUCAUGGGUGUUCCUUCUAGAACGUGCCGCUCUGAUAACAUGACCUCCCGGUCAGGAAGGAAUCAUAACGAACAAAUCAACGACUCUAAUAUCUAUUCGGAAUUCGUGCCCGAAAAGAGCAGGAAUAGUUUCGGAAACCGCCAAAACCGCACGAGGCAUUUUAAGAAUCAAACUUGGGUUUCCGAAAACCAAAGAGUGUCAACAUGUGCUGGGCAAAACUUCGGUUCCUCAAACACUUUGUCCUUAGAAAACAGUGAUGCUCUUCACGACAAUCCUAAAGGCGUGACUACGCGCUCGGGAGCGUAUUUUGGACUUCGAGGUAGCCAACGUCAGUCUGAUUCAUUUAAAAAAUUUAACCAAACAUUAUUCAAAGACAAUCAGCCCAGAAAGAAGGAUUUGGGUAAUCGUGAUUCAAGAGUGAAUAAUCAGGAAGAACCUAGCGAUGUGGGAAGGAGCUUCAGUCAUCCCACUGACGGGAAGAAUGUUGAGCAAGGAGCAUAUUUUACACAUGGUUUUCCGGAUCCUGUGACCGGAAGUCCGGAGGAAUUGAAGGCUGAAGUCAUCACAAGUGAACAAAUUCCACUCAGUAGGGUAGGGUCAAGCGAAGACACACGAUCCAUUAGGCCAAGGCGGAUACGUGAUUCUGAUGAUAAUAGGGAUAUGAAUCUUGGCCAUUCUUUAAAAUAUUUCACAGAUUCUAAUGUUGAGCUUCCCUCUGACGAAUUUGGAGUGCAAUCGAGAGGAAUAAAAGCCGCUAAAUCCCAUCCGAACAAGUCUUGUGUGACUGAAACGUCAUCAAUACGAAGGACCUCGCCUCGUUUACGUCGGGACAAUUAUGUCACGCAACCACAAAAUUCCGACAUAAGUUCCGUUGUAGGUUCUUCGGCGAUUACUAACACUUUUAUUAAUGCGGAGCAGAAAGAACCGACUUUAGGAAACAAUUUAAUGGCAGAUGAGGAAGUAGAGAGGCUCAACGCUUUAAUCAAAAUGAAGAAAGAACGUACCGAUCCAUCAGAGGAUGCUGAAGCGACUGAUAAUCCUGAUGAUGGGAAUGUCCAAGAACGACUCGAGUCUACACACGGAGAAGCUAGUGAUGCUCAAGCUCGAUGCAGCUUUGUUCAUAUCGAUGGUGUGCAAUGCGAGGCCUUGACUUCUGAAAGGUACUGUAGUUACCACCAAAGAUUCCCUCAAGGAAAUCUAAUCAAGACUGAGCCAGGCAUUGAACACCAGCAAGCUGUGCCUACUAAUACAACGCUUCUCAGUAACUCCAGCUUAUCGCCGAGUGCUCUGCCUCGAGAUCUGCCUAAGGAUAGAGAUGCCAUACCUAGAGGCGAACGUAGUGGAAUAAGUAAUAUGAUUAGCACCGGAAGACAAAGUGAAAGCCUUGGAGAUAUCGACAACAAAGAUGUUGAUCAUAAACACAGUAGCACGAAGACUGUCAUUAAACGAAGGGAAAGUGAAAAUCACGAGAACACACCUAGCAGGCAUCCCUUGCAGUCUGGUAUUUACUUUCAUGGAAAGGAACAGGUAUCGGAAGAUAUUAAAUCUCAGCGUGACGCCAGGACAGAGAGCAGUGAUAACACUGUCUCUAAAACAAGCAGCAGUGUAGAAAUGAUGGACUUAAGUAUGAGUACUAACUUCUUGGUCUUACCUCAUUCACAAGUGGCAACAUCUACCACCGUUAAACCAACAGUCACCAAUCGAACAACAUCAAGUUGGCGGCCAAAUGCUGGAGCUCAGCCUUGGAAAGACACCGUGCAAAGUGGCCAUGGUUAUUGGGAUUUUGCGAAUUCAACCACAGUUGUAGUUUCUUCCUCGUCGAGUAUUGGCCAGUUACGCGAGAAGACUGCCCCAAAAUGGUCCAGCAAUGCUAUUGUUAAGACUGAAAGACAAUUUGAUGUUCCUGUGUCGCCAGCCUCAACACCACCUUCUUUGACUGAGGCUCGAAAGAGUUCGGUAUCCCCUGUCAGUCCGUCUGUACGUAAAGAAUCCAACAUAUCGCCGAUCAGUGUAACAUCAGUUCCAUCUCUAGACCUAUCAAGAUUGAACCUCCCACCGCAUGUACGUCGUGCUUUAGCGCUAAAGUAUGCCAACAAGAAACAAGCUGAUGGUGUUUCCUUAGCGGCUAGUCUUGCGCCAAAUGUGAGCUCUUCCCGAACCCGAUUCGUGGAAGCCAAGAAAUGUCUUGCUCCUAACCAAGAGCAAACAGACACCACACUCAAACUAACUGACACUUUACUUCGUAAACCACCAAUAACGUCCAGUGCUAUACAAAGACGACUUAGACAGCACAGAAGUGUUAGUUUGGAUUCAUGUCCUACAAGCAGAAGUUCUUUUUUUCCAGAGGUGCCUAACCCUUGUGACAGACUAGGCUCAACAUCGUACGAGAGGUUUCCUACUGGAAUGUCCAGUGUUUCUGGGCCUCAUGUGUUUAAAGUUUCUUCGACAAUGAACGCUAAUAAAGGCGAAAAUGUUCCAGUACAACCAAUGAUUGAUCUGAGUGCGUCAAGCUACAUUCCGUCAUUGCAGCAAGCAGGAGCAUCAAAGAAAAGACACAGCUACAAAGAUCAUGAGGCGACUACUGCAUAUCGCCUUGGUAAACCUGAGGUACGAGAAUUCAGUGGCACUGAGGGUGGAUUCUCAUUGGACAAGGACAAAAUACACAAGCAUCAGAGAACGUCUUCUCUAGAAAACAUACCUUCUUUGAUGCCGACAGCCAGGCGCUCAGUGAGAGCUGCAUCAUUUGAUAGAGAUACUAGUUAUGCAAGAUUUGACGCUGGUGGGAGCAAUCCACCACAAACUUCAAGGCUGGUCCCUGCUACUGGGAUGAUUAAGAAGGAUGGGGAUCAGUUUGUUUCUGGAGUACAUUCAUUGAGUUCAGCGACACACGAGAAAGAAACUAGUCAGUCCAAGUUCGCAACAGUUCUUCAGGCAUCCCCAAGAUCUUUGAUCGUGACACCUCUACCAAGUGAGAAAAAUAGCGCGCUCAUUUCCUUGGAAUCGGAAGUCAGCAUCGCGAGGUCGUUAGAGGGAACUGAACACAAUGACAAAGAUGGCGGAUAUAUUUCAUUAGAGUCGACAGCUCGAUCAGCAACCCCUGAAGGAACGACAGAUAAUGUUGUCAGGCUUCAUCAGUAUGGUCUUCUUGAUCUUGGCUCAACAAGAAAGACCUCAUCUAUCAAAAAUGAUGAAGCAACCCGAGCUGCGUCAUUACACGAUGAUUCCAGACCUGGCGACUUUAUUUUCCCAGGAAUGUCGAAUUAUAUAGGUGCUAAUAGGUAUGACUUUUUAUCAUCGAAGCGAAAAACAACCGACGGGUCAGACACCGAGGAGCGGAACAAAAGGACGAAAAGCGUUGACUCCUCAACAAGUGGAAACGAAUCAUUGACUUACCUACCUGGAGUCGAUGUACAGGAGCUACUUCAUCUAGAACACGAAGAACAGAAACAACUUAAAUCUUUACAAGACAUUCAAGCUAAAGCCAAAGCAACACGAUUGAAGUUACAGGCAUUGUCUAUCGAACUAGAACACUUGAAUGUCUUGGAGAAAAGGAUUUCGGAAGAUAUAAGUAAUACCAAGAACAAACGACUGGAGAUUCUGCAGGGCGCAUUACGAGGAGGCCGAGGCAAGACAGGUGAAGCUUUGCACACCUCCGCUCAAACCUCUGCUGAAGACAAAACUAGCUCACAGAAAAACGUUGAAAAUGCUGAGAAAAAUAGCAAUGUGAGUGACGUUAUAGGUUUCAGUUCUACUAGUGAUGCACAGGGCGAUUCGACAAAAACCCUUGGUUAUGACUGUAAUAUUGGAUCAACGCGAACAGACCCUGCCAAAGAGGAUCAAACUGUUAGUAUCUGUGAAGCACCGACCUCGGCUAUUGGGAUCGACCUGGUUGUUAAAACUGAAGUGGAAUCAGUAUAUCCCUGCGUAGAAUCUUCAUUUUCGACAACAGAAACUUGUCAAGUAGUACCACGUCCCGAGAUAAAGACGGAGGGCGUGAUUGACAGACAAGAAACUUCAGCAGCCGACCAAUCAGAACACAUGGAAACUGAUCAUGAUGUACCAUGUGAUACGUUAUCGAGACCCCAUGAUCCUCAGGGGGCUUCCAAAGAUUGUGGUAUAAGUCCGGAGUCUCCAUCAAAGGACAAAGAUGAAUGGGUCUCAGAACACUUCGAAAAAAGCCGUAAAGAAUUCUUCGAGAAAAUUAAACAACAGCUUGGUACCCCGAAGAAACGUCAACAGAACAAAAGACAGCGAAAACGAUUCUCGGAAACUAAAGUUUCUAAUUCUCUAGCUGUUUCUAAGGAGAGGCUUCAGUUAGUUCGAGAGAGAAUGCGAGGAUGGAAAGAGAAAGGUCAUGCUUUAGACUCCACUCAUUCCCAGCGAAGCCAGCCACCCAGUGAAGAGGUUGUCGCAGGAGAAGAUCAUGAAGACGUUGAUCACCCACACACAUCGUCAAACACUUAUAAAGACACAAAUCUUACACCAUCUAAGAUUCCUGUGCGCGAUGUAGGCGAUUCCACCAAGGACAGCACGAAUGAACUGAAAAAAUCAAAUAGUACUGACUCUAGAGCUAAAACCGAUUUAAAAGUAAAGUUAAAAUCAAAAAUGAAUGCUAAAAAGAAGAGAAAAUCACUGCACCCUACCAAGAAGGCGUCAUCUCGUCCUGAUAAGCACAUGAAAAGCACGGCAGACCAGCCUCAAACUGUCUCCCAAAAAGAAAAAUCAAAAAGCAGUGAUGAAAGGGUACAACAUACUGUUGCAGCUGAAUCGCUCAAGAAGAAAUUCGAACGUAUGUCAAAAGCUUCAAAGUCACUCUCCACAUCUAAAGCAAGAGCGUCUGUAUUCGAAGGACACACUGGUGCCGUGUGUGCACUCAAGGUAUCCCAAGGAAAACUCUUUACAUGUUCAGCUGACAAGACAACUAAAUCUUUUGAUAUCCAGACUGGUGAAUGUGUAAAGGAAUACAUAGGUCAUCAUCAUGCUGUUAAUUGCCUCGAGAUAUCAGAUAACGGCGAGCGAUUAUUCACAGGAUCAAAUGACCAGACAGUUCGGAGCUACAAUGUCAAGACCGGUAUCUGCAGCCAUAAGUUUACGUUUGAUGGCCGAGUCAUGUGUCUUCACAUUGGUUUUGGUCUUCUGUAUGUCGGGCUGAGCACAGGAAUAGUCACUUUAGUUGACCUUACGACAAACACGUGCGUGGAACGCCUUCGCUGUCAUGAACCCCGAGCCGUGAGUUGCCUAGCAACGGCUACUGAAGGUCAGCGGACAUUGCUGUGCACUGGUUCUUUUGAUGCAACCAUUUCUAUACGAGAUCAUAAGACUGGAUUAUUGUUCAAGACAUUUACUGGCCAUUCUAUGACUGUACUUUCUAUGCAGGUGGUCGAUAAUGUAAUUUACAGUGGUGCAGCAGAUGCAAAAGUCUUGGCACACAACCUGAAUACUGGCGAGCUGCUUAGGAGUUACACUGGUCACACACUGAGCGUAAGCAGCCUCCAAGUCGCUGGUAGUGUACUAGUAACUUCGUGUUUAGAUAAACUUAUUCGAUGCUACGAUCUUAUGUCGGCAGAGCUGCUUCAAGCUUAUGGUGGUCAGUCAGACAUGAUAUUUUCUGUUCAUUUGUCUAAUGGAAGGAUUUAUAGCGGUACUCGAGAUGGCAAAGUUUCGUCUUUUAAGCUGGAUCUAAGAGUUUACCAUCCUUGUAAGUGGAAAGAUUGUCAGUUAAAUUUUGGUAUCGUCUCACACAUGAAAGAUCACAUUAAAGAUUUCCACAUAAUGCAGCAAGGAGCCAUUGAUAAGUGCCUUUGGGCUGACUGUGGCCAUGUUUUUGGAGAAUCAGAUAACAUAGAGACUAUUUUAGAUCACGUAGAUGCCCAUCUUAAAUCCAGUAAGAGUGACACGUGAUAAUCUCAGUCAGUCUGCCUCCCCCGACACAGGAAUACCGAGCAUCUUAGGUUGCGCCAUGACCUUUUCACAAGAAUGGUACCCUGAUGAUCUGGAGGACCAUAAGCGCGGUACGGAAGUUUUUCAAAUGCUCCAGAAAGCAUUUUCUCAUUCAUCUCUUUAGAUCCAUCAACAUUGAUGUCAAUCAAUUUGGACAGCAUAUUGAACAGCAUAUUGUUCCACAUCUACGAUGAAUUAUAGAAAUCCCUCUUGCUAUUACGUUUUGCUGCAUCUUGGAGAAAGUAUAAAAAAGACUCCAGACAAAUAUUAGUUAUUUUAUCCAAAUGCCAGAUUUCCAAUCCAAGUAUUUCGUCCAAGGAAACAUUAUUUUAAAAGGGCGACAGCAUCAUGCGAUCAAGACCACUAACCGUUACCGACCUGUCCACACGGUAGGUUAGGUCUUAUGAUUGUAACAUUCGCGACAUAUGCAUCGUCACGUUAGGGUUCGCAUCCGUUCAACGAAUCACAACACGCGAUAUUACUUUCCAUCCAAUCAAAACCGGUUGUGACAUAGUGUCGCCACAACGCCGCAUUGUAGACGUUCUGCGCUGCAGUUGGCUUGCGUAGUCUUUGGAUGAAGAUUCUUACUUUGUUUUAGAUACUUGUAUAGACUUUUUGCACGAUGGAGUGCCGGCGRCCAUGUUGGACGUCAUGCAUUGCAAUCUCCUUUUGCAUGGGAAAUUGAGUUCUUAUUUAAAAUGAUAUUUUUUCGAACCAUCGCCGUCAUGUGAUCAUGCAAGACCUUUAUUUCUAUUCUCAUCAGUUAAGGUUGCAACUUCGUUACAUAAAGAAAGAUUUAACCUCAA